Cyprinodon variegatus (sheepshead minnow) is the source of this 3248-nucleotide messenger RNA. Its product is annotated as up-regulator of cell proliferation-like. Gene Ontology annotation, molecular function: GTP binding; GTPase activity. NCBI's taxonomy places the organism in Eukaryota, Metazoa, Chordata, Actinopteri, Cyprinodontiformes, Cyprinodontidae. The coding region runs from base 45 to 3248 and encodes 1067 amino acids. The transcript is spliced from 6 exons. The record is from RefSeq and is a predicted model, not a curated record.
GCUUUUUGGAGGAUUUGAGGUUGCAGGAGUUCUACAGAGAGAAGAUGUCACUCAACAAGAUCCUAGAGCUUGAUAAUAAGACCAUUACUGAUGAACCAGCAAAGGACAAAUCAGAUCUUCCCUGGUAUUUCUUAAAGAAACUGAUGAUGAAUAAUGUGACAGCAAGAAAUACGUGUAUCUCUGAAUCACAGAAUGACACGUUAAACCCCCUUGACUUAAUCACUGCUCUCUUUCUGUGCUCUGAUGGUUUUGUUCAACAAGAUCUGGUGUUAAAAAUGUCCAUGUGUCAGUUCUCAGUUCCUCUGCUGCUUCCAAACUGUGAUACAAAGCAGUGCACCCUCAUGCUGUGGGCCAUGAGAGACAUUGUUAAGAAGUACAGACCUCCAGAUCUUUCAGAAUCAAAGGGCUUCAUUGAAGAACGAAUAGUUACUUCUGAACUCCCAAUGGUCUCUUUUGUGAGACUGGGUGAGUGCUCCAUGUCCAAAUCAGAGAUCCUCAAUAAACUCCUGAGUAACUCUCAGCAGAACCAUGACACCUUUGUUCACCGCAACAUGGAGUGUGGAGACAGUCCAAGAGUAAUAUCCAAUGGACUGACUGAAAUGACCUGGUACCUUCCCUGUGGAAACAAAAACAUGGACAUUUUCAGUGAGCCAGUAGCUAUAGCUAACCUUCGUGGUGACAUAGCUUCAUUUGAAACACAAUUCUCCUUUUUGUGUCAGACAUCUGCUGCAGUUUUUGUGUUCUUUGAUGAGCUGGAGCAGCUGGAAUCACAGUUAGAACUGCUGGCUAACAAAAACCACAAAGCAAAGAUCUUCUUGGUAGGAAACCAACAAAACAAGAACUUGAGUAUUGAUGCUUUUAAAAGGUUAGCAAACAAUCUUGGGAAAACAAACAUUCUAAUUAAACAAAAACAAACAAAUGAUGCUACUUUCAUCAAAGGGCUGAGAAAAGCAAUCGGGGAUGUGGUUUAUGAUCCUCAGAUGAAGAUAUCAGUAGAGAAGAUGGCUGACAUUGCACAUGAACUGGGAAUAGAAGUUGAUGAGGAUUCUAAAGAAUGUCAGGAAGGGAAAAAAAAUGCAGAUGCCAUCACUGCAGAGAUUAAAGACAUCUUCGAAUACAAAGAGGAACAGUUUCCUUUGCAAGGCCAAAUAUGGAAGGAACUGACUUUCUUGGAAAAGGAAGAAUUUCGUCUUCGAAAUGUUGGAUCUGAAAACAUAGAAAACUAUAAAAGUAAUCUUAGAAUGAAAAAAGAAGAGCAGCGUCAGAAACAGAACACCUAUGCUGUGUCAGAUGUAAUGGCACGAUUCAUUAAAGCAAUAUCCAGCCCAGAGAGAGAGAGGGGUUAUUUUCUGAAAUGGGUGAGAAUGAAUCUUGAUGACUUGUCUCAAGAAAAACUUUCUGGCCUUAGGGUGAAGUACAAAGAGAAGUACAGUGACUCUGAGCACAAACAAGAGAUCAAAGAAAUUGACCAACAACUUUCCAAUAGCUCACUGGGAGUUGAACACUUCUUCCGUGAAAUGGGUCAGAUCUACGAAGCUUCUCUUUCUCUUCCUGAAACUGAUCCAUCACGUCAACAACUGCAACAUCUGCCUAAACUCUGUGCUCAGUUGUUGCUGGAUGGAUUUCCUCUUGAGCUUGUAGAUGGAGAUGCUUCCAACAUACCUCUCAGAUGGGUGAGUGAUGUUCUCUAUCAGCUCAAUGACUUGGUGUCUCCUAAGAACAAGAUAGUGGUCGUCACAGUUCUUGGAGUUCAGAGCACAGGGAAAUCCACCCUCCUGAACACCAUGUUUGGAGUGCAGUUUGCAGUCAGCAGUGGUCGAUGCACUAGAGGUGCCUUCAUGCUGCUCAUCAAAGUCAAUGAAGACUACAGAAAUAUUCUAAACUGUGACUUUAUGAUGAUCAUCGACACUGAAGGCUUAAAGUCUCCUGAACUCGCUCAACUGGACAACAGCCAUGAACAUGACAAUGAGCUGGCAACACUUGUUGUUGGCCUGAGUGAUGUCACCAUUAUCAAUAUUGCAAUGGAGAAUUCAACAGAAAUGAAAGACAUCCUGCAGAUAGUGGUGCAUGCUUUCCUCAGGAUGAAGGAGGUUGGCAAAAAGCCCAGAUGUCAGUUUGUUCACCAGAACGUUUCUGAUGUUUCAGCUCAUGAGAAGAACCUACGAGACAGGAAGCUGCUCCUAGAACAGCUGAAUGAGAUGACCCAGGCAGCAGCUAAAAUGGAAAAGAGAGAGAAGAACAAGAAAUUCACUGAUGUCAUGGAGUACAAUCCAGACACUGGGAACUGCUACAUUCCUGGACUCUGGAAUGGAAACCCACCAAUGGCACCAGUUAAUGCAGGAUACAGUGAGGCUGUCUAUGAGCUCAAGAAAAACAUCAUCCAACUGCUGGGAAAGUGUGGGUCAACUUCUAAUAAUAUCUUGGAGUUCAUAGAGUGGAUAACCAGCCUGUGGAAAGCAGUAAAACAUGAAAACUUCAUCUUCAGCUUCAGAAACAGUCUGGUAGCUGAUGCAUACAUGAGGCUCUCCACAGAGUACAACAAAUGGGAGUGGGAGUUCAAAAAAGAAAUGUACACCUGGGUUACCAAUGCAGAAACUAGAAUUUCUAAUUUUGGUACAGUUGCUGCAACAUCUGACACAUCUGACAUGGAGGGCUUUAUCAGUGAGUUAAAAAGUGAAGCACUCAAAGAGCUGAUGAAGUUGGAAUCAAUUAUUCUUGAGAAGCUGAAGAAAUACUUUGAGCAGCCAGAAGGUCAUGUUUACCUGGUUGAAGGAUACAGAGAGGACUUUUCAAACAGCAUAAAGAGUCUUAGAGGACAAACUGAAAGAUCAGUGUUUAACCAGCUCAGAGAAGCAGCAGACAUCAAACAGGGAAAGCAAGAACUGGAUAAAAUUAAGACCAGCUAUACAGAAAAAAUUGAAAAAGCAGUUUGUGCUUUAAUUGAUGAGUGCCAAUCCUCUGAAGUUGAGCCUAUGCAGAUCGGUCACACCAGGCUCACAUCCGAGGAGAGGCUAAGAAGCUCCGCCGCACCUUCAACUCAGUCUCCGGCCAGUCGUCAGGAGGCUGACCCGCCUGAUCUUUCCUCUGUACCUCCUGACUACCAUGACCUAGCACCUGUUUUCAGUUUUGUGCUCGAGGGCGGGCAGGUGAAGCCGUCUGAAGACAAGAUCAAGGCGGUUCUGGACUGGCCCACUCCCGAGAACCGAAACCCGUCUAAACCUGAAGCUCUGGAGGAGCUUUGCCUGUAA